GGAGGUGUGCUGUACGCUGCCAGUGUGUGUGGCUCGCAAGUCGGAGCUGUCACCAGACGUACCGAGGCAGAGUGGGCGUCCUCUGAACCCUCGAGCUCGGCGGUCCGGAAGCCACCAUGGACAACAAGGAGUUAAUUAAAUACUUUAAGUCUCAGAUGAAAGAAGAUCGUGACAUGGCCUCAGCAGUGGCUGCCAUCCGGACUUUGCUGGAGUUCUUGAAGAGAGAUAAAGGAGAGACAAUCCAGGGCCUGAGAGCAAACCUCACCAGUGCCAUAGAAACCCUAUGUGGCGUGGACUCCUCUGUGGCAGUGUCCUCUGGCGGGGAGCUCUUCCUUCGCUUCAUCAGCCUUACCUCCCUGGAAUACUCUGAUUACUCCAAAUGUAAAAAGAUCAUGAUUGAACGGGGAGAGCUUUUUCUCAGGAGAAUAUCACUGUCAAGAAAUAAAAUUGCAGAUCUGUGCCAUACUUUCAUCAAAGAUGGGACG
Messenger RNA from Galeopterus variegatus (Sunda flying lemur), 485 nucleotides. RefSeq names its product translation initiation factor eIF-2B subunit alpha-like. The annotation marks the transcript as partial. The record is from RefSeq and is a predicted model, not a curated record. Gene Ontology annotation, cellular component: eukaryotic translation initiation factor 2B complex. Gene Ontology annotation, molecular function: translation initiation factor activity; guanyl-nucleotide exchange factor activity. NCBI's taxonomy places the organism in Eukaryota, Metazoa, Chordata, Mammalia, Dermoptera, Cynocephalidae. Gene Ontology annotation, biological process: translational initiation. The transcript is spliced from 4 exons.